This is a messenger RNA of Hypomesus transpacificus, 6547 nucleotides long. RefSeq names its product TOG array regulator of axonemal microtubules protein 1. The record is from RefSeq and is a predicted model, not a curated record. The coding region runs from base 885 to 5561 and encodes 1558 amino acids. NCBI's taxonomy places the organism in Eukaryota, Metazoa, Chordata, Actinopteri, Osmeriformes, Osmeridae. Gene Ontology annotation, cellular component: cytoplasmic microtubule; cilium. Gene Ontology annotation, molecular function: microtubule binding. The transcript is spliced from 24 exons. Gene Ontology annotation, biological process: microtubule cytoskeleton organization.
CGUCGGGGGCUCCGUUCACAACACGACCAAAAAGUACACUAUUUUCAUUUAUUUAUUCAACCUUUCAAAACUUAUUUUUCCAAACCGUGUAAUUUUUUUCUCACAAUUUUACAACUUUUUUUUCACAUAGUGAAAAGAGGAAGAGGAGAGGAGGAGAGCGUAAAACAAUUACAUGUAAACUGCUGGUCUAAAGCUGGUGUGACAAGUGAACACAAACUUCUUAAACGUAGGCUGCUUCGGUAACUUUUACGAAAAGUUUUAGGCUUCAUUCUUUUGUGUUUUUUUUGUGUGUCAUUGUAAUUAUUGUUCACCAAGAAAUAACAUUGUAUAAUUAAUUCCAAAAAUAUUUAUACAAUCUCUUUUCAUGUGUUUACCAUCAACUUUUCCUGCUACCAUGUCUAUUAUUCGCGUCACCAUGGAAGCAGUCCGUUUGUGACAUGUAUUCGCCAUUUUGACGCCACUUGCAGUAUAGCUAUAGCAGCAAGAAGUCUCCAGCAAGCCAGUUAGCAACCUACUGGACGGAUAAGGACUCGCUUGCAAUCACUCAAUAUAACAGAUGUGAAUUUCUAAAGGUUUAUGUCGUAAAAAACAUGCGACAUAUCACAGAGCACUGAACAAGGUGGUGAGCAGAGCGCCAUUCACUUAUGCCAAGAAUCGAAGAAUAUAUACAAAGCCUUGUUUAAUGCGUUUAAAGGAGACUUCCAGGUUUCUUGCGUGCUGAUUUUCCAGCAGUGACAGUCAAAUCGAGUGUAUAGAACGUGCUUGAAAGCAUCCUCUGUCCACCAAUAGAAGAUGAGAAGCCUAAGCAACGAGCAAUACCCUCAUAGAAAUGGGAUUUCAUUUUUUAUUUCUCGAUUUUGACCACAUCCCAAGAACAAUCAAUAAUGAUAUUUGGAUUAUUACCCCAGGAGCUACACAAACAGCUCCUGGACUCAAAAAACUAUCAGAAUCGAACAAAUGGGGUGGAAGAGCUGAAACAUAUUCUCUUGGACUUGGACCUGAAGCAAAUCCCCUCGGACAAUAUUAUAGAGUUUAUCAAUUUCCUCCGCAGACUACUGGACGACAGCAACUUUAAAGUCUUGUAUGGGACUUUACAGGUCAUAAACCUUCUUAUCAAGAAAUUGGAUUACAAUGUAGAAAAGUAUUCCAAGCAUAUAGCUUGUGCGGCACUGAAAACCCUUGGAGAUACUCGCACUGUCACCAGGAAUGAGUACAUGAAUGUAUUUCUCCAGUUGAUGAGAAGUGUUGGACCACAAAAAGUGUUGGACCUUGUUCUGGGACACUUGAGGCAUAAGAACUCCAGAGUCAGAGAAGAUGUCAUCAAUAUCAUCACGGCUGCUAUGCUCACCCACCCCAGAAAGGAGUUCAAUAUCCCCAGUCUUUGUCUUGAAGUUGCACCUUCCCUGGCUGACAGUAAGAUGAAGGUCCGUCAUGCAGCCCUCGAGCUGUUUGCUGUUUUUGACUGUUGCCUUGACCCAGGGAAAAAGCAGCCCCUGAUAAAGGCUGUGGACAGAGUUGAGCUCAGUGGAGACGUGGAGGGCCUCAUGGCCGCUGUACAUGCCAGAAGGGCCAGACACCUGCUUCCCAAGCUGUCCUCUGAAGGGAUGGUAGAAUACGGCCUUGUGGUCCCCAGGUCUGGACGACGGUCCCAGCAGUGCGGCUCGGGGGCAGACCUGGAGUGGGUGCUGAGCGGAGGGCGGGGAGGCAGUGCCCGCAGUGCCCGACAGCAGCCAGACCCUGACAGGCUGUGUGGCUACGGGAGCCUGGGCUCCCUCACAGACGACCUGCCCCUGCAGAGGAGGAUCGUCAGCGCUGGGAAGGGGAAGAACAAGCUGCCCUGGGAGAGGUCGAGUCUCCCCUACUCAGAGGACGCCCAGCCAGCCCGGGGCCUCCAGACGAACGAGGAGCAGGUCAUCCGUGAAGAUGGGCUGUCCCUGACCAGAAAGCUGAGCCCAGAGACUUAUGUUCCCAGCUUUGGUUCUGCAGAGCCCCCGUCCUCCAGGAGACGAGAGCCGGUGACCAGACUGAGGAGGAGUGGAAGCUUGGAUUCUGAUACGGACAUUUUUAAAUCUACAAACUUCUCUGCCACAGAUGGAGUGGCCACCAGAGGCCGUCUCCUGUCGGGAAACCCUAGUGUGGAGCGAACCUUCUCGCUGCCCUCCAACCCCCCUGCCCAGGGCUCCUUCUUGCUGCCCUGCUACCCGCUGGCGUACCUCACCGCAGGGGGCUCCUCCCCCACCCCGCCCCGCAGGGUGGAGUCCUCUGUGUCCAUGUCCAACACCUGGCCUAACAAGAGGGACAGUAGCCCGCUCUGCAGAGAGCCCAGCUCGUGGACACACUCCUCAGCUGAAGCCAGCUCCAGCAGCUCUCCCUGCCCGCUGCGUGCGUCUCUGGUGAGCUCCUCUUCCAGCACUUCCUGCUUCCGCCGGGCACUCAGCAGCACACGGCUUGCUCUGCCUGUGACUCCAGCCAGCCCCGCCCUCAGAGACCCACUCCAGCCCCAGAGAGACCCACUCCAGCCCCAAAGAGACCCACUCCAGCCCCAAAGAGACCCACUCCAGCCCCUCAGAGACCCACUCCAGCCCCUCAGAGACCCACUCCAGCCCCUCAGAGACCCACUCCAGCCCCUCAGAGACCCACUCCAGCCCCAAAGAGACCCCCUCCAGCCCCUCAGAGACCCACUCCAGCCCCUCAGAGACGACCCACUCCAGCCCCAGAGAGACCCCCUCCAGCCCCAGAGAGACCUGCUCCAGCCCCAGAGAGACCCGCUCCAGCCCCAGAGAGACCCACUCCAGCCCCAGAGAGACCCACUCCAGCCCCAGAGAGACCCGCUCCAGCCCCAGAGAGACCUGCUCCAGCCCCAGAGAGACCCGCUCCAGCCCCAGAACGGCCAGAUUCCCCACCCUCCCCCGGGGGGCCAGCAGGAGAGAAGCCUGCUGCAGGAGCUGUCCCAGCUGGGCCUGCAGGAGCCAGAGGAUGAGUCCCUGGACAGACAGGAGAUGCUGAACUCAUUACGCUCCCUGCGCUGCAGCGCAGCUAAGAAGCGGGCCAAGGUGAGCGUGAGCAGCUCUGACCCAGACAGCCCUGACUCGGCCAUGAGGCUGGACCUGGGAGUGGAGUCCCCGCCCCGGGCCUCCCCCACAGGGGCCAGCCCCGCCAGCGAGAGUAGUCUCUCCAGCCUCUACUCACCGCCCCUCUCCAGCCUCGGAGGCAGCAGGACCAGCCCUGGGAACUCUGCCUCCUCCAAGCCGCGCAUGGCCAGAGUGCCUUCUGCAAAACUGAGGUCUUCCGUGUCAAUGGACUUCAGCUGCCUUCAAGCCUUGCCACCCCAAGAUAGAGUCUCAGCUGCGGUCAGUGUGAUUGGUCAGAGAGUUCCAUACUCAGGAGAAGAGCCCUCCCCCCCUCCUCACAGACCCACCGGCAGAGAGCCAAUCAGAGCUUUGCGGCCAGCCAAAGGUUCCCAGAGCUUCAGCUCCAGAACGUCCCCUGCUUCUGACAUGUGUGAAGGUGUGGUGGGUCGAGGUGUGUUUGGGCCUUCAGGCGGCAGCCAGCCAGCUGUGGCUGUGACAGCAGCGCAGGGAGACCGGCUCCCUGGCCAGCUCCCUGUUGGGGUGCCUCACGAUGGGAUGCAUGGCCUGGUGGUGUCUGGGAGUCACCUAGACACAGAGGACACCAAGGAGAAGACGGGGGCCUCCAGGGAUGCCCUGCCUCAGGCCCAGCCAGGGGCCACGGAGGCCCUGGACUCAGCCCUAAGCACAGAUCUGCAGCUGAACGAUGAAACGCUGGCCCCCAUCCAGACAGAUUCGUCCCCUGAUUCCCCCCCCACCAGCCCCCGGGGGUCCCAGAGCCCCCCCCUCAAGCCCAGCCCCCCCGAGGCACCACCUAACCCCCGAGCCCUGCCUCGCCUGAGAAGAGGCCCCAGCCUCAGCACUACACGCCCCUCUCUGUCACACAGCUCUGACGAGCUCUCUGCAGGCAGCUUGGGGCAGAAGAGAGAUGCAGUUCAGCAGCCACGUCCCUUCUCCAAGCCUGAGCAGGCUCUGGCCCAGAGCUUCAGACUGCUGAACCUGGAGGACUGGGAGAAGAAGAUUGAGGGUGUGGCCAUGGUGAGGAGCCUGGCACUGUUCCAUCCUGGCGUGCUGCUGGGGCAUCUCCACGACGUCUGUGUGGCCCUCAUCCAGGAAGUGAAGAACCUGCGUUCAGGGGUGUCCAGGGUGGCGGUGGGCGCGGUGGGGGAGCUGUUGUGUCAGCUGCAGCGGGGCAUGGACCAGGAGCUGGAGGGGCUGGCCCGGGCGCUGCUGCUGAAGGCCGGGGAGAGUAACGCCUUCAUCAGGCAGGACGUGGACGCUGCCCUGGACAGCAUGGUGCAGCACUGCACCCCCGCACGCUGUACCUGCGCCCUGAUCGCUGGGGGGCUGGGGCACCUGAGUGGCGUGGUGAGGAACCGCACCGCCCGUCACCUGACCAGUCUGGUGGAGAAGAUGGGGGCCACACGCAUCCUGUCUGGAGGGAAGCCGAGCGAGUCCCUCACCGAGCGGGUCCUCCCAGCCAUCACCAGGCUGGCCCAGGACUCCUCUCAGGAGGCUAGGUUCUACGGCCGGCGGAUGCUGCUGUUCCUGUCGUCGCACCGAGACUUUGACAAGAUGCUGGAGAAACACAUCCCUGCCAAGGACUUGGCUGCUGUUAGAGACACCGUGUUCACUCUCAAGACCAAGGGUCUGGGAGAGAUGCCCCAGGACACGCCCUCAGCCAGGGGCCGGCGCUCGCUACCGGGCAGUGGGACGGUCAGAGCCUCGUCUCUCACCAGGGAACCCCUGCUCACACGGGACUGCCAGUCCAGCGGGAGAGGCCAGGUCCAGAGUGUAGCAGAUAAGAUGGAGUACGUGAAGAACAUCUCUGCUCUGAUGGCUUCCAAGGACUUCAGAGAACGCAUCAAGGGCAUCAACCAGCUGGUGUCCGACUGCGAGCAUAACCCCACCCUGGUCAUCAGCAGCAUGUUCCCAGUGUUUGAUGCCUUCAAGGCUCGCCUACAGGAGUCCAACAGUAAGGUGUGUCUGCAUGCUCUGGAGGCUCUACCCAGGAUCUCGUCCCUGAUGAAGGAGCACCUGGGCCCCCUGGUGUACCUGCUGGUCCCAGCCGUGGUGGACAACCACCUGAACUCCAGGAACAGCUCCAUCUACAGCGCUGCCAUGGAGGCCCUCCAUGCCCUCACCCUCAACCUGGACACUAGUCUUCUGCUGCAGCCGCUCUGCAGCAAGGCCCAGUUUCUCAGCGGAAAAGCCAAGGUGGAUCUUGUAGAGAAGGUUGCUGACCUGGUGGCAGAGCUGUAUCCCCGCAGGCCCCAGAUGGUGGAGCAGAGAGUGCUGCCUCUGCUCUGGCACCUCCUGGGUUCACCUGGAGGUAGCGGGAGCGUCCAGGGCCGGGGGGGCCUGCGGGGGGCCAGUGCCAGCCUGUGUCUGGCUCUCCACACCCACAUGGGGCCCAGCCUGGUGGACCUGGCUGCCGCUCAGCCUGCCAACAUCCACACCAGCCUCAACGAGCUGCUCCGGAGCCUUCCAUGACCCGCCCGCUUCCUGCUUUAGAUCCAACACACAAACCAAACCUGGACAACAACAUUGACCUUACUUGAAGACAGAGAUGUACGACAUUUCUACUAGUGCCUGCACUUUUAUCGUUACAGAAAAUGUUACGUCCUUAAAGAUGAGAGCCCUUAAAUCAUCUCUCAUCUCUCUCAUAUAUAUGUUUUCUAAUGAAGCACCUCUCACAGAAACAGCUGUUAGCAUCAGGUCUCACCAUCCCACUCCACCUGCUCUCUUUGCACUUUGAACGCGUUGCUCACCAUCAUGACAGCCUGAUGAUGCUGGAUGUGUCGUCCUAUGACUGGCACCGUUCCUUUUCGUUGAGUAAUCUCACACGUACUGUAGACCAAUCAGAGAAAACCUUGCAGAAUGUAAUAUUUAAAUGCACAAAAAGACGUAAACAACCUGAGAUACGCUGUUUUAUGUCAUCUGCUACUUCUAAAUGUCUUAUCUACGCUUGUUUUUGAGAUUUGUAAGAGUGAAGAUUAGUGACGAUUCUACAAAACACAGGUAUCAAGUGUAAUUUCCCAGUAUUACCCUAAUGUUAUCGGUGUGCUGUACUGUGAAAUGUUACAGUAUAUAAUGUAUAUAUUGUGUAUUUUUGGACAUUUCUACUGUAUCAUGUGUUGGUGUGGUGAGUUACUAUUGUCCUAGUUGUUUUCUUUUGCAUGACCAAAGGGUACUGACAGGAUCAAAAAACAAUAUUUAUAUUUUUUAAGAAAUCUAUAUGUACUAAGAUGCCUAAACCAGCUUUGGGGUUUAAACCAGUCGUGGGUGGGUUAGACAUGUUCAGCUUUACACUAACCAUCGAUACAGGACCACAAGCCCACAUCUCUCCCUUUGGUUUCAGUAUAGUGCCAGUCUUCAAAGUAGCCUUUCACUAUUCUAUUGUUAAAUUAUAUUAACUUGUUUGUUAAUGAGUUAACAAGACAUAUUGCUAUAUAAAUAAAUUGUUUUAUUUCUGUAAA